This is a messenger RNA of Lagopus leucura (white-tailed ptarmigan), 1251 nucleotides long. It is a transcript of the gene NPFFR2, whose product is annotated as neuropeptide FF receptor 2. Gene Ontology annotation, cellular component: membrane. Lineage: Eukaryota; Metazoa; Chordata; Aves; Galliformes; Phasianidae. Gene Ontology annotation, molecular function: peptide binding; neuropeptide receptor activity; opioid receptor binding. The transcript is spliced from 3 exons. The record is from RefSeq and is a predicted model, not a curated record. Bases 1 to 1251 code for a protein of 416 amino acids. Gene Ontology annotation, biological process: regulation of cAMP-dependent protein kinase activity; regulation of MAPK cascade; regulation of adenylate cyclase activity.
AUGAGUAAGGAAACAGACUCAAAUUCUUCAUUUGAAUGGCCUCGUCUGCUGAGUUAUAACGGGACAUACAAGUACCUCUACUUAGAAGGCAAUGUCUCUUACGUGGACUUCUACCAUCAUCAGCCUUCCGUGGCAGCUGUCUUCAUUGUCUCUUACCUCCUCAUCUUCCUGCUCUGUAUGGUUGGCAAUGGAGUAGUCUGCUAUAUUGUUCUGAGGAGCAAGCAUAUGCGAACAGUCACAAAUCUUUUCAUCUUGAACCUGGCUGUCAGCGAUUUACUGGUGGGAAUCUUCUGCAUGCCCACCACCCUACUGGACAACAUCAUUGCAGGAUGGCCAUUUGGGAGCAUGGUUUGCAAGAUGAGUGGGAUGGUCCAAGGAAUUUCUGUCUCUGCUUCCAUCUUCACUCUGGUUGCAAUUGCUGUAGACAGGUUUCGAUGCGUCGUUUAUCCAUUUAAGCAGAAGUUGACCACCUCAACCGCUAUCAUCAUUAUAACAGUCAUCUGGAUUCUGGCCAUUGCAAUCAUGUGUCCUUCAGCAGUCAUGCUGCAGGUACAAGAAGAGAAGCAUAUAAGAGUAAUCCUUGGCUAUGGCAAUGAAACCCGCCCUGUAUAUUGGUGCCGGGAGAACUGGCCUAACCCAGGAAUGAGAAGGAUCUAUACAACAGUCCUGUUUGCUAAUAUCUACCUUGCUCCCUUGUCACUCAUUGUUAUUAUGUAUGCUAGGAUAGGCAUUGCUCUCUUCAAUACAGCAGUGCCUACAGUGGGAAAGCACAGCCAGGAGCAGCGACACACUGUGUCUAAGAAGAAACAAAAAGUCAUCAAAAUGCUUAUUAUUGUGGCUUUGCUUUUCACCCUGUCCUGGCUUCCAUUGUGGACUCUGAUGAUGCUCUCAGACUAUGCCAACCUGUCAAAUAUCCAGCUGCAGAUCAUCAACAUUUAUAUCUACCCUUUUGCCCACUGGCUGGCAUUUUUCAACAGCAGUGUCAACCCCAUUAUCUAUGGUUUCUUUAAUGAAAACUUUCGCAGAGGCUUUCAGGCAGCCUUCAAAUUUCAGCUCUGCUCUAAUGACAUCAUUCACAGGGAGGUCUACUCCCAGCGAGGCCAAAGCAAUGCCAUUUUGCCACUUGCCAACUACCAAACACCCCAGGAUCAAGCUUGUCAAGAUGUCAAGGCAGAGAGAAAGACAAUUAAGAAAGGAAAUUGGAUGAAUAACCAGCAGGAUUUGAAGAUGGAGGAUCUUGAAGAGCCUUAG